CGACACUAUGUUAGUUAGAACAUAGAAAUGAGAACACAAAACAUACGCAGAAACAGCAAUUAUUAUGCUGAAUCCGCCACGCACGUCAACAUCGUUUCGUUCAGUGUAAAUCGUUUCGAGCAUCAACGACCAAUUCAAAUAACCGUCAACAUAAAGGCCUUUCGCACAGCGGCGACGUAAAAGCAAGCGCCGCCGGACAAUGACGGUUUGAUUGCACUAACACAGCCGCAAAAACAGCAGCAGCAGAGCUCGAUCCGAUCGCCCGUUUUGUUUCACCGUCAGAUCAAUUGUCUCCGUCCGUUCGAUCGCAUUGGAAGCGACCACGCGAGUGAAAUUUGUCGCUUACCAAUUCCGCAUGGAAACUUCCUGCUGGCGGGAAAAAUAGCACGACGUACAACUAUUCUUGUGCUCCGCAGGACGACGGGACGAGUUGGCUGAAUUAACCCAUUGUCGGCACGUGCGGGUUAACCUCCAAAAACGUUGGUCACACCGGAAUCCAGUUAAUUGGUCGGUUGGAAGAUAGAAUUGCCCACAGCACAUUGGAGAACAUCGGACCCGACGAGUUAAACCGGUAAGCCAAAAUUCCAUUACCCAGAGAAUGGGAACUGAUGAAAUCUCCGCUCUGCAGACACACCGCUGGAAGCACCGCGUGGGGUGCGAGCGCACGAGAACGACGCCAUAUUGACGGACAGUGCAUUUGCGCGGGACCAGAGGCCUUCCGAAGGAAGUACGUUGACAGAACCAUCUCGAAAUCAAGCAAUCGCUGACCAUCUGGUGGCCGCAGGGCCUUUGUUUACAUCUUAUUUUCAGUUUCGCUUCGCGAGACGGAAGUGGCAUCGCGUUCCAGCGGCGGAGAAUAGGCCAGGUAGCGAGCAAGCUCUCGGAUCCGAGAGGUCCAAUCACGGGAGGAUCGCUCCGACGGACGGGUCGAAGAUCGAGACCGCAUAGUGGACGACACGAGCAUUCCCAUUCCGAUUACGGGUUUCUUCGACGUUCGACCGUGGACACACCGGAAGCUAACAGGGCCGAGUGGACGAGACGAGAAUUCCCACUCCGGUUGUGCAUUCAGCUGCGUUCAACAGCGGAACCCAGCGGCGAAUAGGGCAGCUCCAACAGAGUCAAUCCACGGAGCCGUCCGGGUCCGCUAAACGAGCUGCGAUCAGGGUGAGUGGACGUCACCUACGUACUCACUCCGGUCCGACAUCGACUGGGCGCUCUCGACGGUACGACGUGGCACGGUGAGAAGCACCGGUGGGCCAAAUUCCCGACGGUUCGAGGACGAGCACGAACAGCGAUGAUGGGUCAGCGGAUGACCUGUGCGUUGGCGGCGGAGCGGCAUGGGGGACGCCCCAAGAAGAUAAGUGCUAGCAUUUAAGAUCAUAUUUGGCGAUUGCCACUCCAAAUGUUUAGCUAGUAAGCCAAUAAGCUAGAGAGGAAGAUGGGUAGACCCAAAUAUAUGUAUUAAUCUGCGAUUUGAUGUUUUUGUGGUUUGCGUUGAGCCUUUGCCCUUCAGUGUUUGCGGUUUUUGUUCUUUAAGCCUCGCUAACGGUAUUUUGCUCUAUCCGCUACCGGGGAACUUGCGACACUGGCGCCCAACUGAAAAUCCACAAUUAAACUACCGUUUAGCGAUUUUUUUUUGGUUUGUGAUCUUAAGAUUUGGUUUUGUGCCUUUUUGGUUAUCCGGCCAACGAUAACCAAUAUAUUUUAGCCCUUUACGCAUAAAAUUCGAUACAUAACAUGGACUACACACACUUAACAGACGAAGAGGUGACGUAUGAGCUGGCUCUGCGUCACGUAGUAAAUUUAGGACCCACUACCCACAGAGGGAAAGUCCUCCGUCUGAAGGCACUCCUCCAGGAGGAAUCCUUAAGAGAUAACCAGCCCACUAGCUCAGCCCAUGUAAUGAGUCCACAGUCAAACAUUGAAUACUGUGAAACUCAAAUACAGCAGCUGCACAUAAGCACUGAAGCGGCAAUUCGAACAGCCGAUAGGGCUGCGAUCAAUCAAUGUCGAACGCGGCUGACCCACUAUCGCGACAGAUUACGUUUGAUCAAUCCUCCGGUCGAACUGAGAGAGUUGCAUGGAAUGUUAACCAUGCACGUGACUGUUUUACUCAACAAAGUGAAUGGUACUAGUGUAGUGAGUAGUGUGCAACGCGGUGAGAUCGAGGUGAAUCAUACAAGUUCAACGGAUGCCAUUAGAAGGAGUAACGACGAAGAGGAAGGAGCAGUCGGCGGAACGACGGAUGCCACGAUUCCAGUGGGCAACAGUUCAAAUCAAGAAUCCACACCGCCGCCAGCAUCACAGCAGCCUCUGAUGACAUCAUUCUCUGGUGGACAGGGACGAGGAUUGCUAUUUUCGAGUUCGUUUCGAGCGCGAGACAACGAAGAUGGAAGUGAAACACAGCCUAGACAACGGAACACCUCACCACCGCCUCCCUACCUUCAACGGGAGCGAGAAACAUGGAACCGGACAGCUCGAGAAACACAAUCACGAGAAGUUCACGAGCUGCAAUCGAUAAUAGUGGAGAUGCAGGAAAGAGAGCAGCGGAUGCACGAAGAAUAUUGCCGAAUGCGGGACGAUCUGGAGCGGCUAGUGCGUCGAGAACGACCAGCGCCGGAACGAGUGGAUGAUCGACGGAUUCAGAAGGCCGUGCACAACUGGCCUUUCAAGUUUCGCGGCGAGAAGGACACUACAUCACUCAACGUGUUCCUAGAUCGCGUGGAAACGUUCGCGAGGUCAGAAGGCAUGAGUGAUGCCACACUCCUGAGCUCCAUCAAACACCUACUACAGGAGGACGCCAUCGACUGGUAUUCACGAGCAACCUCGCAAAACCUGUUGCGCACCUGGGACCAGUUCAAGCGAGAGAUUCGAAGAGAAUUCCUGCCCAGCGGGUACUCCCAAAUUCUCCGUCUGGAAGCUAGCUUCCGAUUCCAAGGAAGGGAAGAAUCCUUCGCGAAAUUCUAUCGCGACAUUUCAGCGCUCUUCCGCUUCGUCGAUCCACCAAUUCCAGACGACGAAAAGUUCUUCCUGGUGAAGAAAAACAUGAACGAGAACUACGCUGCCAUCGUAACAGCAGCGAGGCCUCGUUCACUGGAAGAAAUGGUGGAAGUCUGCACCGGAUACGACGAGACGAGGAUGCUUCUGAACAGACAACGCAGGAUUCCCAUUCCGCACAGCGCGCUUCUGGAACCGAACUUCGCUACACCAGUAGUUCCUAGCAGACCGCCACCGGUUCAGCAUCACCAACAGCCACAGCGGUUCAACAGAGUUCACGCCGUGGAGGUAGAAGAAGGCGCAUUCGAGCACGAAGCAGCGGAGGAAGGACCAGAAGACAAUUGGCAGCACAACAUCGACGAACUGGUGGAGCAAGUCAACGCGUUGAAAUUGAACAUUGAGCGGAGGUCUGCGAGACCAAGCUUUGCGGCGUGCGACGAAAGGCAGACAAGGCCAACGGAUAGGUACAACCGGACAGAGGCUGACGUCCUGCGAGCAGCGCGGCAGUACACAAGAGAGGCGCAAACGCCGGCACAGCAGCAGCGGCCGCAAACCGCAUCGUACCAGACUCGGCUACCACAACAACAGCAAGAACAGCCGCAAAGAGCACAGGGCUGGCAGGCACGACAGUGGAUGCCAAGCUCGGAUCAGGGCGACAAUAACCGAAGAAGCCAACGUCUGCUGCCAGAACCAGCCAGACAACGGGAAGAUCGCCAAAUACAGCAGGAAGAAGCUCCGAACGGCCAACGGAUAGCAAUGCUUUGCUGGAACUGCGACGAGGAGGGUCACAGAUUCAUGGACUGUCCGAAGCCGCAAGCCAUCCUAUUCUGCUACCGUUGUGGAAGGAAAGGCUACUCGCUGCGCAGUUGCUUUACGUGCCGCAUGGACGCGGUAAACUACCAAGCGGAGAACCAGCAGUAGAGGGGAGCAGCUCUCCGCAAAAUCUCGGAGACCCCUCCGAUAUCCCGGAAUUUCAAAACCUCAACUCGAUCAUUAUCAACCCCGGAAGUGACAAUCGACCGCACGCCGUCAUAUCAGUGCUGGGAAAGGAGUUGACAGCUUUGCUGGACAGUGGAGCGAACUGCUCUCUGCUAGGAGGAAAAAGAGUCGAGCUGGCGGAAGACUGCGGUUUGCAGAAAGGAAACGUCAGCGGCGGAAUAAAAACGGCGGACGGCACAAGACACAACAUUUCGCAUUUCGUCUAUCUCCCAAUAGUGUAUAACAACCGCAACGAAGUUCUUCCAGUGCUUUUGGUACCUUCGAUUCCAGACUGCGUCAUCCUAGGGAUGAACUUCUGGGAAAAGUUUGGCGUCAAAGCGGUGUGUUGCACACUAGAAGCGAAGCAGGAAGACCAGAUCAGCGAAGACCAGGAGAUGAAGCAGCUCAGCCCCGAACAACAACGGCGCCUAGAGCAGGCGAUCCAGAAGUUUCCGAAAGCGGU
Molecule: messenger RNA, 4438 nt
Organism: Aedes albopictus (Asian tiger mosquito)
Lineage: Eukaryota; Metazoa; Arthropoda; Insecta; Diptera; Culicidae
Exons: 2
Coding region: 1738-3918 (726 amino acids)
Molecular function (GO): nucleic acid binding; zinc ion binding
Source: RefSeq, a predicted model, not a curated record